This is a messenger RNA of Sinocyclocheilus grahami, 2324 nucleotides long. RefSeq names its product sushi domain-containing protein 6. The record is from RefSeq and is a predicted model, not a curated record. Gene Ontology annotation, biological process: DNA damage response. Bases 314 to 1396 code for a protein of 360 amino acids. The transcript is spliced from 7 exons. Lineage: Eukaryota; Metazoa; Chordata; Actinopteri; Cypriniformes; Cyprinidae.
ACAGUGCGCCAUGGUCGUCAUGGAGACGGCCGCUGGUGGAGCUCGAGGCGCUUUCCUGUUCCUACAGUAGGAAGGUACUCCGAUCUGGCACCGCUUGCUGCUCUCAACCUUCUCCGUAGACGGAUGAUCAGGUCGAAAAGGGCCGUCAGAAUCUCCGUAUACAUUCGAUAACAACAUAAACCGCGUAUACAGUAACCCUAGGAUUUCCAUCCAUUCGACGCAGCUCCAUGGUGACCCGAUACUGAUUUUUAAAGAGGAGGGCAUUCACUGGUUCAGCCGGAGAGGACUCUUGCUGCAAAAGCAGGGCUGAAAGAUGUGCAAUGGAAUGGUAGCGUGUGAGACAAGAGCCUCGCUCGCUCACAGUGUGGCCGCCACAUCCCUGCUGCUCCUCCUCCUCGGCAUGCUCCCCACAGGCCAAGCUUCAGGUUGUCCCAGACCCUCAGUUGUGCCUCAUGGCCGUGGGAACCUGACGGAAACAAACCGCGGCUCCUUCCCCGUUGGCACGCAGCUACAGUACAGCUGUGAUCCAGGAUACACGCUGGAUGGCUACAGCAUCAUCACAUGUACCGUCUCCGGCCACUGGUCCUCUGACCCACCUCGCUGCAUCAAAAAUGAUGUUUGUCAACCACCGAGUGAGCCAGAGAACGGAGGAUAUAACUGCCACCCCUCGCCGUGCCACAGACUGGCCCAGGGUACCGUGAUCGAGUUCUUCUGUGAUGAGGGUUACAUUCUGAAAGGAGGGUACCAUUUCCAGACCUGUGACAACGGAGAGUGGAAGUCGCCCAUGCAGAUCAGUUGUCACUCUGUGCAAGGGGAGGAGCAAUCCCCACUGCCCAUGUCAGCUCUGUCUAUCGUGGCCUCCACUGCCAGCACUGUGGCCUUCAUCCUGCUGUUGGUGGUGCUGUUUGUUUUGCUUCAGCCCAAACUCAAGUCCUUCCACCACAGCCGCAGCCGGGAGCAGGGUAUGUCAGGACAGCCUACCUCCAUCAUGGUGGAGGGCGUUCAGGUCUCACUGCCCUCCUACGAAGAGGCAGUGUAUGGCGCAGGCGGCAGUUCUGUGCCCCCUCCUGAGUCCCGGGUUCAGAUUGUGCUGUCGGAGGGCCCUCAGGCCGAGGGUUUGAACGAACCUCUCGAACAGGCUCAGGCGAGUUACAGUUUUCCCUCCACCUCCACUGCUGUGUCUUCAUGUCAUGCAGAGACUGUAUUGGUUCACCAAGUGCCCUCUUCCUCCUCUCCGUCCUCCUCAUCCUCUCCCUCCUGGGCUGCUGAGCAGCCUGGUGCCGCUGCACCUUUCCACCGCAGGCAGAGCAGCGAGAGCAACGAUCAGCACAGCUUGCUUUCAGUCACCUUUGCCGAAGAUUAUGGUGAUGAUAUUCCAUUGCUAAAGGAAGCCUGAGUCUGUGUGCAGUCACCCCUCUCUCUGUCAUCGCUGGCCAGGACCGUAACCCCUAAAGCUUCUCACCAAAUGCUUACCCCAAGCCACCCGACAGAACGCAGCAGUAAAUAAAAUCUUUCAGCUGUCCCUCUGCCAACAAAUCACCCGCCCCUGGGGUCUACAAGCUGCGUGGCCCCCAUGGAGUCUGGCAGCUUUUUCACAGGAAGAACCUUUGACUGGAUGACCCCUCAAAGGGAUGCGCAAAUGCUUACCUCGUCACGGCGAGGGUUCACGAUUUACAAAGGAAUGCAUUCAGAUUACGUUGUGGUCCUCUGCUCCGUCAAUGACUGUGACCUCUUGUGAAGGGGAGAGUUCAGCAAGGAUUUGCUAAGCCAGGCCCUUUUCUCUUUAAUGCUGCAUGUUCUGUGCAAUUUCUUUUUCUGUUUCGUUCUACACGCAUACACACAGGAGCACAGCACAAUCAAAGCAUGACGCAUAGCCUUGUCCCUUGUGCGAGACACAGGGUUGAACCGAUUUACAUUGUACUGAAUUCAAAUACAUGCUUGUCUUUUUAUUUGUCAAGAAGUACAUGUGCUGUGCUGUGCACUGUGUGUGUGUGUGUGUGUGUGUGUGUGUGUGUGUGUGUGAUGCCUGUGUGACAUGUGGCUGUUGUGAUUCAAAGAGGGCUGAAGUAUCAUCUAGGCUUCUUUUCCCCAAAAUAGGAAACAUUUUCAAUACCUCCAUUUUCUAAUUGAGAUGUUAUUUAAGUAGAAUGGAUGUUCCUUGUCUACAUGUCUGUUUGUCCAAAGUGAGGGAGAUAUACUUUGUGUUAGCAGCUGUGAGAUUACUGUUCUCAUUCAGAGAAAUGAUUCAUGAUGACUUCCUUUAAAAGCGAGUAUAUCUCUCUCAUGUUUGUGUUGCACGCACAAGUAAAAAAAAAAAUAUAUAU